Venustampulla echinocandica is the source of this 459-nucleotide messenger RNA. RefSeq lists its product as uncharacterized. The coding region runs from base 1 to 459 and encodes 152 amino acids. The record is from RefSeq and is a predicted model, not a curated record. Lineage: Eukaryota; Fungi; Ascomycota; Leotiomycetes; Helotiales; Pleuroascaceae. The transcript has a single exon.
AUGGAUGCGAUGGCGCAUGCAGAGGCCAGAGCACGGGGUCGGGAUUGGGGUUCCACAGUAUAUGAUUCCGCCGCCAGCAACCCUCCGGCUUCUGAAGGAAACAUGGCCAAUACAGGUGGACAAGGCAUAACUGCUGGAAUUUCUCGGGAGGCUCCAAUUAUAUCCAGCAACAGACGAAUGACUACUUUGGAUGGUUCCUCGGAUGAUGAACCAGCCCCCGAGAAACGCAAGACCACUGCGGCGCCGGCCUCCAGCCAGCCGUCAAAGAAACCUGUUCACAAGAGGCAGGAUCGCCAGCAAUCCGCCUGCCCUACUGAGCCCUCCAUUCGAGAAAUGCUUGCAGAGUUGGGAGAGGAGGAAAUUGCCCUUUACCACAAACGCAUGGCCUCCUCCUUCAAUACCAGAAAGCUGACCGUCAAGCGCAAAGAGACGACCAGUGGAUCCGGAAGACAGACUUAG